UUGAUUGUUUUGAUGCAUUCUCACAGCAGAAAGUCGUUUUCACUCACCUCGUCCACAUUUCCCUUUCAACCACAUCCCCAGGAUGCUCUACUGGACCUGAUAGCUGGUGACUGUGGAGAUGUCCCAUUUAGUUUCCUCAGGCGGAAGUGUUGCGGCGCGGAUAAGUUGGGAGUCUCAGCCUGCCUGCGGCUGCUUGGAAAGAUGUCUGCGGCAAAGGAAGGCGAUCCUCUGUUCUUCUUUAUCAACGGGAAAAAGGUGACGGAGAACCAUGCUGACCCUGAGACAAUGCUGCUCUCCUUCCUCAGGGAGAAGAUGAAAUUAACUGGAACCAAGUAUGGCUGCGGUGGAGGAGGCUGCGGAGCGUGCACGGUUAUGGUGUCACGCUACCAACCUGCAACCAAAACCAUCACCCAUUACUCAGCCAACGCCUGCCUGCUGCCGCUCUGUCAGCUCCACGGAGCCGCGGUCACCACGGUGGAGGGCAUUGGCACCACCAAGACCAGGAUCCACCCGGUGCAGGAGCGAAUAGCGAAGGCUCACGGUUCCCAGUGCGGCUUCUGCACUCCGGGGAUGGUGAUGUCCACGUACACUCUGCUGAGGAACAAACCCCAGCCCACCAUGGAUGAUAUCACCCAAGCCCUGGCCGGAAAUCUGUGUCGGUGUACAGGAUAUCGGCCCAUUGUGGACGGCUGCAGGACCUUCUGUCAGGAAGCCAACUGCUGCCAAGCCAACGGUGGCACAAACUGCUGCCUCAACGGAGAGAAAAAUGGCCUUGAACCUGAGUGUGAAAAGCCUCAGUUGUUUGACAAAGCUGACCUUCUGCCAUUGGACCCAACACAGGAGCUGAUCUUCCCUCCAGAACUUAUUCUGAUGGCAGAGACGACGAGCCCACAAACCCUCACCUUUCAUGGGGAGAGGGUAACCUGGGUGUCCCCCGUUUCUCUGGAGGAGCUCAUUCAGCUCAAGGCCAAGCACCCCAAGGCUCCGCUGGUCAUGGGAAACACCAACAUAGGUCCAGACAUGAAAUUCAAAGGCAUCCUACACCCGCUGAUCAUCUCUCCGACCAGAGUUAAGGAGCUGUUCGAGGUCUCUCAGACACCACAGGGCCUUUGGGUGGGAGCGGGCUGCAGUUUGACUGAGCUUCGCUCUCUCCUGGAGAAGCUGGUUCCUCAGUUCCCAGAGGAGAAGACUGAACUGUUCAGAGCCCUGAACCAGCAACUGGGGAACCUGGGAAGUGUGCAGAUCCGAAAUGUCGCUUCUCUUGGAGGAAACAUUGUGAGCGCGUACCCCAACUCAGACCUGAACCCCGUUUUGGCCGCCAGCAACUGCAAAGUCAGCGUGAUUUCCAGCGGAGGAAGGCGAGAGGUUCCCCUGAAUCAGGACUUCUUCGUGGGAUUUGGGAAAGUCAUCCUGAAGCCAGAGGAGAUCCUUGUCUCUGUUUUCAUCCCCUUUUCCAGAAAGGGGGAAUUUGCUCGGGCUUUGCGCCACGCGCCGAGGAAGGAGACCUCCUUCGCCACCGUGACAAGCGGGAUGAGGGUGUUCUUCUCAGAGGGAUCCAGAGUGGUUCAGGAUGUCAGUAUUUAUUACGGAGGAAUGGGCCCGACCACUGUCAGCGCAACCAAAACCUGCAAAGCCAUCAUCGGAAGGCCGUGGGAUGACGAGACCCUCGGGCAAGCCUAUGACAUCCUACUGGAAGAGUUGGCCCUCCCUCCUUCGGCUCCCGGAGGGAAGGUGGAGUUUCGUAGGUCCCUGACUCUCAGCCUGCUCUUCAAAUUCAACCUGGAGGUCCUGCACCAGCUCAGAGAAAUGAAUGUGAUCACAGAUGACGUGCCUGAGAAGAUGCAGCCUUUACCCAGAGAGAUCCAACCUGGACUGCAGGAGUUCCAGCCUGUGUCAAAGUACCAGAGUGACCAAGAUGCAGUGGGGCGUCCCAUGAUGCAUCGCUCCGCCAUCAGCCACGCCACAGGCGAGGCAGUGUACUGCGAUGACCUCCCGAGGAUAGAGGGGGAGCUCUUCCUCGUGCUGGUCACCAGCUCCCGAGCACACGCCAAGAUCACAGGGCUGGAUGUGAGUGAGGCCCUACAGCUUCCCGGAGUUGUUGACAUCAUCAGAGCCAAAGACGUUCCCGGGAAGAAAGUCCGCACAUUUUGUGGUUAUCACGAGGAGCUGCUUGCUGAGAGCGAGGUAUCGUGCAUCGGUCAGAUGAUUUGUGCAGUGGUCGCAGACACUAAGGCGCAUGCCAAACGAGGAGCAGCAGCUGUAAAGAUCAGCUACGAAGACCUGCCGGACCCCAUUUUCACCAUUGAGGAAGCCAUCGAAAAGUCGUCUUACUUCAAGCCCCAGCGAAUGCUCGAGAGAGGAGAUGUGACCGAAGCCUUUAAAAACGUCGAUCGGGUUUAUGAAGGGGAGAUUCGAAUAGGAGGCCAGGAGCAUUUCUACAUGGAGACGCAGAGCAUGCUGGUCGUUCCUGUCGGCGAGGAGACGGAGUUCAACGUUUAUGUCUCCACUCAGUGGCCGACUUUAAUUCAGGAUGCUGUUGCAGAGACGUUGAACAUCCCGUCCAACAGAGUCACCUGUCAUGUCAAGAGAAUUGGUGGAGCCUUUGGCGGGAAGGUCACUAAAACCUCCAUCUUGGCUUCUAUCUCAUCUUUGGCUGCUUGGAAAACCAAUCGUGCCGUCCGCUGUGUCCUGGAGCGCGGUGAAGACAUGCUGAUCACAGGGGGCAGACAUCCCACCCUGGGAAAAUAUAAGGUGGGUUUCAUGAAUGACGGGAGGAUCAUUGCUGCAGAUUUCCAGUUUUUUGCCAAUGGCGGCAACGCUGCCGAUGAGUCUCCUUUGGUUGCUGAAAAGAUGGUGCUCCACAUGGACACCGCUUACAACAUCCCCAACCUGCGAGGUCAUGGUGCCGCCUGCAGGACCAACCUGCCCUCAAACACCGCUUUCAGGGGCUUCGGGGUGCCCCAGGGCCUGCUGAUCGUGGAAAACAUGAUCAACGACGUGGCGAUGGUGUUGGGCUCCCCCGCAGACAAGAUUCGGGAGAUCAACAUGUACAAGGGUCCUUCAACCACCCACUACAAGUUUGCAUUCGACCCUGAAAACUUGCUGCGCUGCUGGGACGAGUGUAAGCUCAGGUCUGACUUCAGCGCCCGCCACACUGCCAUCAAGCAGUUUAACCAGGAGAACCGCUGGAAGAAGAGGGGGAUUUCCAUCAUCCCCAUCAAAUACGGAAUCGCCUUUUCAGAGAGCUUCCUUAAUCAGGCUGCAGCUUUGGUCCACAUCUACAAAGACGGGUCUGUCCUGGUGAGUCACGGCGGGACGGAGAUGGGUCAGGGAAUCCACACUAAAAUGCAACAGGUAGCGAGCCGGGAACUACACAUCCCAGCCUCAAAGAUCUACAUCAGUGAAACCAGCACCGGCACCGUUCCCAACACCUGCCCGUCUGCCGCCUCCUUCGGCACUGAUGCCAACGGCAUGGCGGUCAAGAAUGCCUGCGAGAUUCUGUACCAGCGACUGGAGCCAAUCAGAAAGAAGAACCCCAAAGGAACAUGGGAGAGUUGGGCCAGAGCAGCAUUUAUGGAGAAGAUCAGUUUGUCAGCGACUGGAUACUACAGAGGUCCCGACCUGUGCGUCGACUGGGAGAAGAUGGAGGGCCAGCCUUACUCUUACUACACCUACGGAGUGAGCUGCUCCGAGGUGGAGCUGGACUGCCUGACAGGAGACUACAGGACAUUGAGGACGGACAUUGUGGUCGACAUCGGCAAAAGUGUGAAUCCAUCUGUGGACGUGGGCCAGAUUGAGGGAGCGUUCAUGCAGGGUUUGGGUCUCUACACUAUGGAGGAGCUGAACUUUUCUCCCUUUGGGCUCCUGUACACUCGAGGACCGUCUCAGUAUAAGAUCCCGGCGGUCUGCGACGUGCCGCUUCAAUUUAACGUCUAUCUGCUGCCAGAUUCUGACAACCCCCACGCCAUCUACUCCUCAAAGGGUAUUGGAGAACCCGUCCUCUUCUUGGGCAGUUCUGUGUUCUUUGCCAUCAAGGAUGCCGUGGCUGCAGCUCGUUCAGAUUCCGGUUUGAAAGGACCGUUUACUCUAAAAUCCCCUGCGACACCGGAGAGGGCCUGUCUGGCCUGUGCCUCCCCGUUCACUAAGAAGGUUCCAGCCAGUAAACCAGGAUCUUUCAAACCGUGGGCCUUAGAUGUCUGAAAGUGAAUCAUACUAAAGAUUUUAAACCAAUAGGGAUCUAAUCAUUCUUAAAUAAUUCAGGUGAAAUUCACUACCAGCUGCAGGACAGAAGUGCUCCUAAUACACAAUUUUACAGUUGUCAUCAGGUGUAUAAAAUGUAUCAGUUUAUGACAUUCAGAAACUCACUUAGACCACUGGGAUAUACAGGUCCACCUGGCCAUAAGGUCAGCGCGCUCAGUUGUAUAUCAAGUUAUCUUUGAUUUAAGCACAGUUUGUGUGUUUCAGUUGUUGCAUGGAUUAUUCCCCGUAAUCUAUCACACAGAAUCACAAGUUAUACUUAAUGUUGUGUUCCACUGUGCACUAAAUCAGCUUGGAAUACACCUGGUUUUGAAAUUUGACCCAUUAUGUUCUCAAACAGCAAAUUAGUUCUUAGAGUAGUUAACCACCAUUUUGGUACCUUAGGUGAAUUUCAGCCCACAGAUAUUUUACUAAUUUGAUUAUUUUACAUAUAAGGAAUCAAAUUUGAGAUUAUUGUUGACUUGAUUUUACUUUUACUUUAAGACGUCGCUUGUUUUUACACUAGAACGGUUGAUUGAAAAUUGAAAAUGCCCAAAUCAC
This is a messenger RNA of Archocentrus centrarchus (flier cichlid), 4797 nucleotides long. It is a transcript of the gene aox6, whose product is annotated as aldehyde oxidase 6. The record is from RefSeq and is a predicted model, not a curated record. NCBI's taxonomy places the organism in Eukaryota, Metazoa, Chordata, Actinopteri, Cichliformes, Cichlidae. Gene Ontology annotation, molecular function: molybdopterin cofactor binding; iron ion binding; xanthine dehydrogenase activity.